ACAAAAAAUGGACCAUCCACAUGCAUUUGUAAUUGCCUUCUAGAUUAAGCCAAUACACCAUACAUAAAAGAGACACCUCAUAAUCAACAACCCUUAAAUUCCUUUCUCUUCCAAUUUCCAUGCAUUCUCAAGAAGUGUAACAAACUCUCUCUCAUUUCUCAAAAGACUUUCCUUUCCUUUUCCUUUCAUUUCUCACUUGAUUUAUUCUACUACAAAGUCACCAUACCUAACGUAAUAUUCUUGUCACAUACACUCAUAAAAAUCCAUUUUUUCUUCUAAGAAGAAAGAAGAAAUUCACACUUCUAUCAAGAUCUCAUAAGAUAUUAGUAAGAAGCUUCUGAAAAUGUCUCGGGUCGUGGUUUUUCUCUUAUUUUUGAUAGCUAUACCAAUAACCAAUGGAUUAAAUCCAAGAAAACUUGAUGAGGUAGAUGAAAACAAGUGUGGAGGUUGUCCUUGUAACAAGCCUUGUGUUUCACCUUCUCCGCCACCAUCUCCACCAGCUCUACCACCACCAUCACCACCACCGCCAAAGAAACCACCGAGUGCCUACUGCCCUCCUCCUCCUUCCGGUGGCGGCGGAAGUGGCGGCGGCGGUGGUGGUUAUGUUCCCGAUACACCAAAUUCACAAUAUAUAUACAUGACUGGUCCACCAGGGAAUUUAUACCCUGUUGACCAUGAUUUUGGUGGUGCAAAAAGGAGCUUUUCUAGUGGAUUUUCACUUUUGAUCGUUGGAUUCUUCUUGGGAUUGCUUUCCUUUUGGUGAAAUUCAGAGUUUGAUGAAAAUCGAAUCAAAUUCUACGAGUAAAAGAAGAAGAAGAAGAAGAAGAAAGAAUAAGAAGAAGAGGAGAAACAGCAGAUUUCACAGACCAAAAGUUUAGUGGCUAAGAAUAUUCUAAUUCUAUUAUAAUAGGUUGGUCCUUAGCUGUUAUCUUGAUAUUCAUGUGUUUCAUAUAGUCCCAAUAACCUUAUAAAUUUUCUUCCACUUUUUUUUGUAAACUUAAUUGUCAAUCCUUUUCAAGAGACAUAUUAUCGUCUGCUCAUAUUUAUCUUCUAUUUUUCCCCUUUAUCCUCUCGUGUACCUUGUUUUGUUUUGUGUGAAUAUCAUAUCCUUAUGGGAGAAUUAAAUAAAAUAAAGAAAAAAGAGUUAUGGGUUUC
Nicotiana attenuata is the source of this 1155-nucleotide messenger RNA. RefSeq names its product mulatexin-like. Bases 344 to 763 code for a protein of 139 amino acids. NCBI's taxonomy places the organism in Eukaryota, Viridiplantae, Streptophyta, Magnoliopsida, Solanales, Solanaceae. The record is from RefSeq and is a predicted model, not a curated record. The transcript has a single exon.